AGAAAUCAAGGCACAGAGAAAUUAAGUGACUUUGCCAUAGUCACAGGCUGGGAAGGACCAGGAAUAGAGCCUAGAGAGCUCCUGGCUCUGGGCCUGCGUCCUGCUCACGGAGUCACCCUGCCUCCAUCCUCGGGAGAGGAGGCUUCCUGCAAGAUGGACGUGGACACUGAGGAGAAGCGUCACCGCACACGGUCCAAAGGGGUUCGAGUUCCCGUGGAACCAGCCAUACAAGAGCUGUUCAGCUGUCCCACUCCUGGCUGCGACGGCAGCGGUCACGUCAGUGGCAAAUAUGCACGACACAGAAGUGUAUAUGGUUGUCCCCUGGCGAAAAAAAGGAAAACACAAGAUAAACAGCCCCAAGAACCUGCUCCCAAACGAAAACCAUUUGCAGUGAAAGCAGACAGCUCCUCAGUGGAUGAGUGCUAUGAGAGUGACGGGACAGAGGAUAUGGAUGAGAAGGAGGAAGAUGAGGAUGAAGAAUUCUCGGAGGACAACGAUGAGCAGGGGGAUGAGGAUGAGGAGGAUGAGGAGGUGGACCGGGAGGAAGAGGAGGAGAUUGAGGAGGAAGAUGAUGAUGACGAUGAUGAAGAUGGAGACGAUGUGGAGGAGGAAGAGGACGAGGAGGACGAGGAGGAGGAAGAAGAGGAAGAGGAGGAAGAAAACGAAGACCAUCAAAUGAAUUGUCACAACACUCGAAUAAUGCAAGACCCAGAAAAGGAUGACAACAACAACGAUGAGUAUGAGAACUAUGACGAACUGGUGGCCAAGUCUUUGCUGAAUCUUGGCAAAAUCGCUGAGGACGCGGCGUACCGGGCCAGGACUGAGUCGGAAAUGAACAGCAAUACCUCCAAUAGCCUGGAAGACGACAGUGACAAAAACGAAAACCUGGGUCGCAAAAGCGAGCUCAGUCUGGACUUAGACAGUGAUGUCGUUAGGGAAACGGUGGACUCCCUUAAACUGUUAGCACAGGGGCAUGGCGUGGUGCUCUCGGAAAACAUCAACGACAGGGGUUAUGUGGACGGUGCGUCGCAGCAGGACAGCAGAAACAUGAACUACGUCAUGCUGGGGAAGCCCAUGAACAACGGGCUCAUGGAGAAGGUGGUGGAGGAGAGCGACGAGGAGGUGUGUCUGAGCAGCCUCGAGUGUCUAAGGAACCAGUGCUUCGACCUGGCCAGGAAGCUCAGCGAGACCAACCCGCAGGAGAGGAGCCAGCCUCCCAGCGUGACCCUGCGACCGCACGUGCGACAGGAGGACGACUUCCCGGGGAGGACGCCGGACAGGAGCUACUCGGACAUGAUCAACCUCAUGCGGCUGGAGGAGCAGCUGAGCCCCAGGUCUAGAACGUUCUCCAGCUGUGCGAAGGAGGACGGGUGUCAAGAGAGGGAUGACGACAUAACGUCAGUGAACUCAGACAGGUCUGAGGAGGUGUUUGACAUGACCAAGGGCAACCUGACCCUGCUGGAGAAAGCCAUUGCCCUGGAGAGUGAAAGGGCAAAGGCCAUGCGGGAGAAGAUGGCCAUGGAUGCUGGGCGGAGGGACAAUAUGAGAUCCUAUGAGGACCAGUCUCCAAGACAGCUGCCUGGGGAGGACAGAAAGCCCAAGUCCAGUGACAGCCAUGUCAAAAAGCCAUACUAUGGUAAAGAUCCCUCGAGAACAGAAAAGAAAGAGAGCAAGUGUCCAACCCCCGGGUGUGAUGGAACCGGCCAUGUAACUGGGCUUUACCCGCAUCACCGCAGUCUGUCUGGAUGCCCGCACAAAGAUAGGGUCCCUCCAGAAAUUCUGGCCAUGCAUGAGAAUGUGCUCAAGUGUCCCACUCCGGGCUGCACAGGGCGAGGGCACGUGAACAGCAACAGGAACUCUCACAGAAGCCUGUCUGGAUGCCCUAUUGCUGCAGCAGAGAAAUUGGCCAAGGCCCAAGAAAAGCACCAGAGCUGUGAUGUGCCCAAGUCCAACCAGGCCUCGGACCGAGUCCUCAGGCCAAUGUGCUUUGUAAAGCAGCUGGAGAUUCCUCAGUAUGGCUACAGAAACAAUGUCCCCACCACCACGCCACGCUCCAACCUGGCCAAGGAGCUUGAGAAAUACUCCAAGACUUCAUUUGAGUACAGCAGUUACGACAACCAUACUUAUGGCAAGAGAGCCAUAGCUCCCAAGGUGCAAACCAGGGAUAUAUCCCCCAAAGGAUAUGACGAUGCCAAGCGGUACUGCAAGAACGCCAGCCCCAGCAGCAGCACCACCAGCAGCUACGCGCCGAGCAGCAGCAGCAACCUGAGCUGCGGCGGCGGCAGCAGCGCCAGCAGCACGUGCAGCAAGAGCAGCUUCGACUACACGCACGACAUGGAGGCGGCCCACAUGGCGGCCACGGCCAUCCUCAACCUGUCCACGCGCUGCCGCGAGAUGCCGCAGAACCUGUCCACCAAGCCGCAGGACCUGUGUGCAGCGCGGAACCCUGACAUGGAUGUGGAUGAGAACGGUACCCUGGACCUCAGCAUGAACAAGCAGAGGCCGCGGGACAGCUGCUGCCCGGUUCUGACGCCCCUGGAACCCAUGUCCCCACAGCAGCAGGCAGUGAUGGGUAACCGGUGUUUCCAGCUGAGUGAGGGGGACUGCUGGGACCUGCCAGUAGACUACACCAAGAUGAAGCCCCGGAGGAUAGACGAGGACGACCCCAAAGAGAUUACUCCUGAAGACUUGGACCCAUUCCAGGAAGCUCUGGAAGAACGAAGGUAUCCGGGGGAGGUGACCAUCCCAAGCCCCAAACCCAAGUACCCCCAGUGCAAGGAGAGCAAAAAGGACUUAAUAACUCUGUCUGGCUGCCCUCUGGCGGACAAAAGCAUCCGAAGCGUGCUGGCCACCAGUUCUCAAGAGCUCAAGUGUCCCACCCCUGGCUGCGACGGUUCUGGGCACAUCACUGGCAAUUAUGCUUCCCACAGAAGCCUUUCAGGGUGCCCAAGAGCAAAGAAAAGUGGCAUCCGAAUAGCACAGAGCAAAGAAGAUAAAGAAGACCAGGAGCCAAUCAGGUGUCCUGUACCAGGCUGUGACGGUCAGGGCCACAUCACCGGGAAGUACGCGUCACACCGUAGCGCCUCGGGGUGCCCCUUGGCGGCCAAGAGGCAAAAGGAUGGGUACCUCAACGGCUCUCAGUUCUCCUGGAAGUCGGUCAAGACGGAAGGAAUGUCCUGUCCCACGCCGGGAUGUGACGGAUCGGGACAUGUCAGCGGCAGUUUCCUGACACAUCGCAGCUUGUCAGGAUGCCCGAGAGCCACAUCAGCCAUGAAGAAAGCAAAGCUGUCCGGAGAACAGAUGCUGACGAUCAAGCAGCGGGCCAGCAAUGGCAUAGAGAACGAUGAGGAGAUCAAGCAGUUGGACGAAGAGAUCAAAGAACUGAAUGAGUCCAAUUCCCAGAUGGAGGCUGAUAUGAUCAAGCUUAGAACUCAGAUAACCACAAUGGAGAGCAACCUGAAGACGAUUGAAGAGGAGAACAAAGUCAUUGAGCAGCAAAACGAGUCUCUUCUGCACGAGCUGGCCAACCUGAGCCAGUCUUUAAUUCACAGUCUGGCUAACAUCCAGCUGCCUCAUAUGGAUCCAAUCAAUGAACAAAAUUUUGAUGCUUACGUGACUACUUUGACGGAAAUGUAUACAAAUCAAGAUCGUUAUCAGAGUCCAGAAAAUAAAGCCCUACUGGAAAAUAUAAAGCAGGCUGUGAGAGGAAUUCAGGUCUGAACAGCUGCUAGUGCUCAUGAGAUCCAUGCUUAACAAGGAUGCUUCUUGUUCUUUUGCUGCUCUACUUUGCCAGAAAGUGUUACAUAUUUCUUUCUGUUGAAACAGUGUUAACGCUUACAAGACUUCAUAAUGAUUUUAUGUCUUGCUUUAAAGAUAGUACCUGCAGAAUAGUUUUUGAACACAUUCACAUUUUGUACGUUUUCAUAUAAGCUGACGUCGUGUGCUAUGCCGUAAUGUUUCUAGCUGCUACUGUAUGAACAUUUGGGGUCUAUAUAUUUCUGAAGAGGUAAGCUACUCAAGAUAAAUAGAGUGUAAAUUCUUUUUAAUGCUUUAGUGAUUAAAUGUUUUAGUAUUUUGAACCGAAAUGGACAAAAGAGAAAAAGAAAACAAAAUGAAACAAAACAAAAAAAAAACAAAAACCCAUCUUGGAACGAUCACAUCGUCGUGGCGCAAUGGUCACUUUUUAGAUGUUAUCAUUUUGCCUCGUGUUGGAGGAGUUAUGGAAUUAAGAAGUACAUUUUGUGUGCAUAUUGUUUCAUAGCGAGAAUUGGUUGCAGAAAUGCUUUAUUUUUGAACACUGCUUGCAAAUAUCAUGUGACUCUUUGUUUGUUUGUUUUAGGAGGAUGGUGUAUGGUGGGGGCAAUAAAUGAGUGUUUUUGCAUUCCAAGGAAAUACCAUUGGAUUAACUAUAAGAAAUGAAAUAAGUAAUUUAUUGUAAGACAACAUCAAGCCAUGGAAACUUGGCAGAAGAUUCAAAGCAGCUUAAACAGCACUUUUAAUUAACAACUCCUAAACAUUACAUGGUGUGACCGUGGACACUUCCGUUAAGACACGAGCUUGUCAGAGGUGGACAACACGAAGAUUUUCUGUCAUUUCAGUAAACUUUGGAACAUCUCUGUCCUAUCUCUCCUAGAACCCCAAGUCCCUCUGAACUCUUGCCACGAAGUAGUUUACCUUAUUGAAGCUGUGUGUUUUCAAAUUUGAGUGAAAAGAUAAUUUAAGAGCAUUUAUUUCCCCUUUCUCACUUUAAAAAAAAAUCCUUAUUAUUGCUGUUAUUCUUGCUUCACCCUUGAAGGAUGAAGGCUUAUGGCUUGUGAGUGUUCUGGUUACUGGACAGAAUUUCCUGCUGGACGGGUGGGAAACCACUCGGUAAAGUUUCCUUCCCCAUCCCUGCCCUCACUUUGACUUUGAAUAAGCCUUUGGUCUUAUUCACAGCACUUGAAAAGGACAGACACCUACGUCCCCCCCUUGGCUGGGGUCAGGUGACCACAUAGCAUUCGCAUAGCCUUGCUUGGUUGAUCGCGACCUACUCUAAGAAUGAAUGCAAUCAGAUUUUAAAAGUAAUUAAAUCUACUUUGGCACUUUUUUGCUUUAAACUUGAUCAUGUUAGACUUGUUUGUACCUUCAAGAUUUGAUUGUCUGAUUCCAAAUGACUGCACUAUAUGGAUGCAGAAGACCACUGUUGACUGCUGUGCCCUCCUCAGUGGUCCUUUGACCACGUGUUGUGUUUCCCCGUGUUGACUUGGUUUCCUUUCUGUAGCAUCUCUCCCUUCCAUGUCUUGAUGUUAUGCAGGAAGUACAAAAGUACUUUAAAAUUUUGUUAUGAAAUAAAAAAAAAAGAUGGGUUUUGUAAAAAUAAAAAAAAAAUAUUUUUAGCAGAACAGGACUUACAGGGUCAUUGUCCCCACAAUGUGCCAGUCAACUGUUUGCACUCACCUUGUCCUACAUAUCCGUACGGAGGUGUGCAAUUCCGGUGUCAGCCGCCUUGUGACACUGAAUGAAGCUGGAUGAUUACGGAGGAGGCCCUCACGGCUGACCCAAUACGGUUGCUAAGGGAGACUACAGGGAUCUCACAACAAAUAUUCUGAUACAAUACUCAACCUCGGUAUAUAUAUAUAUGUACAAAUAUAUGAUCAUCCCAGCUGCACUUUAUACUGUUCACUGUACAAAACCUUGCAGUUUUCCACAAGGACUUUAAUAACUAGCUGGGAAAAAAAAAAAAAAGAUUAUGUAAUUACUUUGGGGCUCUGCAGAACCUUCUCUGCGCCACGCCCCCUUUCUGUUGUGCGAUUAGUUGUAGCUGCCAUGCUCAGAAAUGCCUUUUUGAGAGCAGAAGCCGGUGCUUAGGUCACCUGCUACCGUACACCGGGUGCGGGCCCUGCCUCGCCUGCCUCGCCUGGCCUCGUCUCGGGAGGGCCUGUCCAUAGCGGCGCCUGCAUUCCCUACCACGUCUCGUCUGCAGCUUCUCCGCCAAUGUAGUGAUGCUUUCAGUAGAGUAAUAGGUAGUAUGGGUUUGAACUCUUAUUCUUCUCACCAUGUACAAUGGAAAGGGACUCUAAGCACAAACCUGCUGCUCGUGUAAUGUUGAUACAUAAUAUCAAAUCAAGUUAUCUGUGACUAUUAUAUAGGGAUCACAAAAAGUGUCACGUUAGGAUGCUGACCUACAUGAAACUAUUGUGAGUCAUCAGAGGUUAUUUAUUAUAACUUAUUGUUCAUAUUCAUUUCCAAGUUAAUUUAAGUAAUCAUUUAUUAAGACAGAAUUUUGUAUAAACUAUUUAUUGUGCUCUCUGUGGAACUGAAGUUUGAUUUAUUUUUGUACUCUACACGGCAUGGGUUUGUUGACACUUUAAUUUUGCUAUAAAUGUGUGGAAUCACAAGCUACUGUGAUACUUCAUUUUUUAAUUGUGAACUUUGUACAAACUUUGUCAUGCUGAUGUGAACACAUCUUACUCUGAAUAAAAAGGUGUUGCCACGUUUGUAGCACGAAGGAUCUCUA
Molecule: messenger RNA, 6496 nt
Organism: Castor canadensis (American beaver)
Lineage: Eukaryota; Metazoa; Chordata; Mammalia; Rodentia; Castoridae
Source: RefSeq, a predicted model, not a curated record